AAAAAACUUGCAAUUGAAAAUGGAUGUGUAUCCAACGUCGUCGCUUCUACUGAUUUUUAUUCCUCCACUUAUACCUUUACCUUCACUGGAUGCUCACUCUUCCUUUCUGUCAAAAAGGAUCGAUUUAUAAGGGUUGGAUGAAUUAUUAACGAAAAAAGCGCAAUAGAAUUGCAGAAUAUUAUAUUGGAUUCAUUUACAUUCCCAAUUCUAACAUACCUUUCAUGUUUUUUCGUUCCUUUCAAUCGUUCCUUCCCGGUGCAAGAUGGAGUGGUCUUCUUAACUCUUUCUCAAUGAAAAAAGCCCAAUUUCUUCCUACUUUACAAGGAUCUAAUGGUUUAGGAAGUGGUUUGUUGCGCUCUUCAUUCCCUGCUUUUGAUGGUAUAGGUAUGCAGCAGCAAGUUCGAUGGAAAACUAUGGGAAACGAAUAUCAACCUUCGAACCGUAAAAGAAAGAGGAAAUUUGGAUUUUUAGCGAGAAUCCGUUCCGUCAAUGGUAGAAAAAUACUAAGAAACCGUCGCAGAAAAGGCAGAAUGUAUUUAACCCAUUAAAAACCACGUUUACUCUUUCAAAUGAUAUCUUUUUUGUCUAAUGAAUUGUGCUUUCUUUCUCCUUUCUCCUGCCCCAUCUCUAGCAUAGGGUUACAUACUUUGAAAUAAAUAA
Molecule: messenger RNA, 660 nt
Organism: Schizosaccharomyces cryophilus OY26
Lineage: Eukaryota; Fungi; Ascomycota; Schizosaccharomycetes; Schizosaccharomycetales; Schizosaccharomycetaceae
Product: ribosomal protein subunit L34
Exons: 1
Coding region: 222-548 (108 amino acids)
Biological process (GO): translation
Cellular component (GO): mitochondrial large ribosomal subunit; ribosome
Molecular function (GO): structural constituent of ribosome
Source: RefSeq, a predicted model, not a curated record